AUGGCCUUCCCCGCCUCAAACGACGACAAUGGCUUCAACCAAGAAGCAAUCGGCCCUCCGGACUACCAUAUCCCGUCCCCGGAUCUCACCCUUCUGCAGCGCCUCACAUUUCGCAGCCCUGAGCGCUAUGUCGAACACAUGAGGAGGAUGCUCACUGCCUCUGCCAUGAGCAUGGGCCGCCAACCCACCCAGGAAGAAGUUAACGUCCUUUGCCACAUCACCUACAAGGAGGCCCAGACCGUUGCCUGGGCAAUCCCCGUGAGCGUUAUGUUGGCCGCUGCUCUGACGUGGAGUGGACGCGGCACCUACCGUUUCCCAUUGUUUCAACCCAAGUUCGUCAAGUUUAGCCCCGAUGUGUUCCCCACCGCAAAGGCGCCAUAUCUGCAAGGUCGUCUCGCAAACCGGAUGUGGCACAACACGAGGUUCGUUGCCUACUUCGCCGCCUCCAGUCUAGGAGUUGCUCCUUUCAUCGGCUCGUAUGCGACCUCGGUGGCCGUUGCGACCGCUCAGCGCGAUGAGCGUCUCAAUCAGUUCCGGAAGGACAUAAAGCCCGAGAGGCUGAUGCAGAUAAGCGCCAGAAGUAUGCCGCCGGCCGUCCUCGCUCGGCAGCGACAACGGACAGCUUCAGCUAUAAGCGCGCUCGAGAAAGAGCUGGCCAAGUUCCCCACGGAAGAGGAAGUGGCCCAGAAAGCUGGGCCCGAAACCGCGGAGAAGGAGGUCCAGGGCCUCCGGGAGACCAUCUCGUUUGUGCAAAGCAAGAUUGCGGAGUACCGAAGGAUCUUGGACCAGCUUGAUGAACUGAUUGAGAGGAAAAGCAAUGGCGGUGGUGAUGAUGCGUCCGCGCCAAACCAGGACUACGAGGCUCUCAGUGCCUCGAGCUCCACCAGUGGCUACACACUACCUACGGAGCCGAAUCGCGCUCCUCCCAUAAGCUAUUCAAGAGAUCCACCAUCUUCAGAAGGACGUUCUGGCUGGGGUUGGGGUCAGAAGGGCUCGUCCUCACAGCAAAGCAGCAGCAGCAGCAGCAACGGCAGCUUAUCCGACGACCUGGACAUCGACGACGCAUCGCCUCUUGCACCAGCCGCCAAAUCCCAAUCAUCUACCCCGUCCUCGGGCAGUGGCUCAGCAUGGGAUCGCUUACGCCAAGCCUCCAGACAGCCGCCGCGGGCAUCUGGUGGUGCCCAGGCCCAGCAGAGUGAGUCUGAUGCAUACUACACCUAUGAUGCGGUCGACAAGGAGAAGAACGCGGAGAAGGACAAGGCCCAGGCGGAAUUCGAUGCGAUGAUCGAGAGGGAGCGGAGGGGUGACGCGGGCCGAGGUGGUGAGCGGAAUAGCCGCUGGUGA
Colletotrichum spaethianum is the source of this 1344-nucleotide messenger RNA. RefSeq lists its product as uncharacterized. The coding region runs from base 1 to 1344 and encodes 447 amino acids. Lineage: Eukaryota; Fungi; Ascomycota; Sordariomycetes; Glomerellales; Glomerellaceae. The record is from RefSeq and is a predicted model, not a curated record. The transcript has a single exon.